UGUGAGAACGAUUAUCUACUUCGAAUUAGCGAACGGUUCAGCAAAUGGAAUCUGAAUCGUUCAUAAUCAGGUCGUAAUGUAAGUCAUUUUGAUUGCACCAAAUAUAUUAUAGGCAGGCAACCCUUACGAACGACGAAGCUCGACGUUCGGAGUAUGGAGUUAUGCGAUGCGUCAUUUAGUCCUGUGCAAACAAGUCACUCGUAAAUCAUCUAGUUCAUUGCGGAUUUCACCUGACUCCAGUGUAUUCAAUCAGCAAAGGAACUUAAAAUGAUGGCCCACUGGAUUUUGGUCAUUUUCCUGACAGUCUUGCUCAGUGGGUUACUCAAGGGUUGCAUUGCCGAAGACCUGAAAGACAUCGUCAUUCCUGUUGAAAUAGCAGAAGUAACCAGUGUGAUGGCAUCCCCAAACAAUCAUGCAGCCAGUGACAUCCAGAUCAGUCUGAGGUCAGCUUAUGCUGUGGAAGUUCAUUUGCGUCUAGAUGACAUACCUAUUGUAUUUAAUGAUGACGGCAGUGUGAUCAAGGCAAGGAAAUUUCGCCAAGGCGAUAGCCACAUGAUCCUCAUUGCCUCAGCGAAACCUAUGAACACAUCUUUGCUGGGGAUUGGACUGCUGACACAACACCCGCGCAACACAGUGGCGGUAUGGUUAUAUUUUGAUGCCCUUCGAGAUAUGUUUGAAAAAGGUGUCAGCUUCCCAGUGGUUACUGAGAUGCCAAAGCGUGGAUACAGAGUUGAAAAAGAUGAUAGUGUUGUAUUGAAGUACAGCGUCACUUACGAGGGUAGCGGAGGAUUAGUGGCUCAUAAUGCCAGUGCCAUCGGUUACUUCAGCCAGCCGUUUCAUUGGCAUGAGGACAACAUAAUCCGGGGUACUAUGCACCCUGGGGAUGAAGAAAGGUUUGAGCAAUAUAAGCCCAAAUUUGAUGAACGACAACACUCGAGCACAAGUCCAAGCGGGUAUAUAACCUUGACCGCAGAGCUGGAAGAACGCCUUGGUGAUUCUUUCCCUAUGGAUGGCUCUGUCCUAUACGUCGAAUUUACGUUUAAAGUCGGACCUGAAAGUCCGCAGCAGAAGAACAGAAUAUAUGUGUACGUCUAUACGAGCCUUCACUACACCGACACUGAUGAUAUACCAAUGGGCGUCGAGCAGCUAUCAUGGAACCUGAAUACGUUCUCUCUUGGCUACCAAAAAAAGGGAAGUUUUAAUAUGCUGAUCGUUGGAUUGAAUUACGAAACCCCCGCCGAGUCACGUGGGUUGAAAUGCAUUGCCGUAGGAUUGGAGAAUGCCCCUGUCAUAGCCGUAGCCGAAUUGCCAUCCCUUAGUAACGUCAUAGGUGAUGUCACGAAAUUGAAGCAAGUGGAUCUGCUUCUUCCGGGGUCUCACUUCGGGCCCAUGGCCUUUGAAGAAUUCAAAAUUGAUCUGCCAUUAGGGAGUGAAGCAUAUUACGUUUUAAGUGCAUCUACCGCAAAUAAGGUCACGACAACUGUCAUAAAAGUAAUCAGCAUUAUUCCAGUAAAGGUCAACAUUGAAGAAAAUAGGGAGAAAAAGGAACGAUAUGAGGCCACAUGCACAGCCACGGGUUCGCCAAAGCCAACUAUGAGGAUAUUCCUUGUUCCAGAGGCGAAUGUAACCUACAACGGUGCAUAUAUUGACGCAGCAAAGGUCCAACAGGAGUACGAGCAAUUUGAACUAAUGGAUCAAUCGGGCAAGCUCAAUGUUUCAACAAGCUCCAGAACGACUGCAGAAAAGACUGUGUCAUUCUUUUGGGAAGAGUUUCUUCAAGAGGGUCAUGAUUCCGACGGCUUUACUCUCUGGUGUAUUGCUUCUAACCUCCACCAGCGAGAAUUAGCGACCAAUGAGAUUUGGUAUUUCAACGACGACGUCUACAAUUCUUCUGACUACGACAUGUAUAUUGACUAUUAUUCCUCUUCAACAUGAUUUUGUGAAUGGUCUAUGUUAUGUUUUCGAGUGGAUGUGACCUUUUCCGAAUUGCCUUCAAUAUGAUCGUGUUGUCCUAGUUACGAUUUCAUUACGUUUUGAUACUACUUCAUACAAAACAUGAACAACUACUGCAGCAAUUCAUGAACAAUGCAAAGCCUUGAGUUCAACUAGAUUUUCAUCGAAAGAGUCAUUGAUAAAUGCACUUGUAAUCUGAGAGACUUCCUUGUGAGAGGAAGGAAUAUAAAUUUGUAACAAUAACACGAUUUCAUUUGUCUUUUGGAAAUGUGAUAUCCCAGUGAACAGAGACGGCACAGACUAUUAUUUUGUAUUCGUCGAGUAUCCUCCUCCCAGCGGCCUCCCCAUGGUUUGUAGCCUCGGUUUGUCUUUGGACAUUACUUAGUUUCACCAGGCUGUCAGUUUCCCGCGUCAGCUAGGGAAGUGAAUU
Molecule: messenger RNA, 2383 nt
Organism: Lineus longissimus
Lineage: Eukaryota; Metazoa; Nemertea; Pilidiophora; Heteronemertea; Lineidae
Exons: 6
Coding region: 268-1935 (555 amino acids)
Source: RefSeq, a predicted model, not a curated record